Molecule: messenger RNA, 711 nt
Organism: Naegleria lovaniensis
Lineage: Eukaryota; Heterolobosea; Eutetramitea; Acrasida; Naegleriidae
Exons: 4
Coding region: 1-711 (236 amino acids)
Biological process (GO): phagosome-lysosome fusion
Cellular component (GO): late endosome; lysosome; phagocytic vesicle
Molecular function (GO): GTP binding; GTPase activity
Source: RefSeq, a predicted model, not a curated record
AUGAAAUCAGUCGUCCAUGCUGCUGUGGGUGCAGCUGCACAGCUUCAUCAUCAUCAUGAAUCGGAGAAAAUGUUACGAGUAUUGUUUUUAGGUAAUAGUGAAACAGGAAAGACGAGUAUCAUUGAAAGGCUCGUUUAUGAUCAAUUUGAAGAGAAUUACACGCCAACCAUUGGCAGUGAUUUCUUGACCUCUCAAAAUAUUGAAUACCGAGACGAUACAUACAAAUUACAAUUAUGGGAUAGUGCCGGACUUGAAAAAUACCAAGGAUUAUCUGUAUCGUUUUAUAGAGACAUUGACAUUGUGUGUUUGGUGUUUUCCGUUACCGACUUGAAAAGUGCAAACUCUUUAAACAAAUGGAGAGAAGAAUUUUUAAUACAGGCAGGAAUGUCAGUCACUUCCUCAUUUCCAUUUGUGGUCAUUGGAAAUAAGAUUGAUUGUAUGAAUGAUUUCAAUAAGAGACACUGUGAAAAGACAAUAUCUACUGCUAAGUCUUGGUGCGCUCAAUUUGGCUACCCCUAUUUGGAAACGAGUGCCAAGAGCGAAACCUCUUCAAACCUAGAAACCCUCAUCGUUCCUCAAAUCAUUGAAAAAUAUGUGUCAAGUGCAAAACUAGAAAAUGAAGAGAAUGAACAUGAUGAAAAAUUACUUCCAGAAACUGAAGAGGGAAAACAAAAACGCUCUGGCAUUUGUGGCAACUGCUCAAUUCUGUAA